This is a messenger RNA of Oryza brachyantha (malo sina), 4088 nucleotides long. RefSeq names its product COP1-interactive protein 1-like. NCBI's taxonomy places the organism in Eukaryota, Viridiplantae, Streptophyta, Magnoliopsida, Poales, Poaceae. The coding region runs from base 298 to 3867 and encodes 1189 amino acids. The transcript has 4 exons. The record is from RefSeq and is a predicted model, not a curated record. Gene Ontology annotation, molecular function: actin binding.
CAGCGUGCCGCCGCCGCCGCCGCCGCCGUAAUCUUCAGCCUUUUGUUUUGCUUCGUCGAGAUAGGCGAGCGGUUCUUCAUCCUUCAGGCAGAUCUUAGGUCAGAUUCAAGGUUCAGGAAGUGGUUGUGGACGGAGAAGAGGAGGCAUUUCGUUUUGUUCACUCAGAGACGUAUCUUGUUCACGAGUAAAAGUAUAAUCUGGAGCUAGAAGCUAGAGAAUCAUAUCAUCCCAACCAUGAUCAAUUUUGACUAGAUCAUCUUCUCUGCAAACAAAUACAAGAAUCUGCAGUGGUUCGACAUGACGAAGAAACACAAACUUAGGAAGUCCAAACAUAUUCUGGAGAACAAAAAGGAUGUCGAUGAUAAUGUAGAAAACAUUCUACGGAUGAUAGGCGAGGAUAACGAAUCAGCUGAGAACGAACCCUCAGAUGAUUCUGGAAAUGCCUUCAAGAAAUCGAAACUUUCCUCCCUUGUAAAGGGCUUCCAUGAAGAAUAUGAGUAUCUUCACAAGCACUACAAGCAGUUAAUUGGUAAACUAGAAAAUGUUGGGCACAGUUCCAGUGAUUCGGAUUCAUCUGAUUCAGACGACGAGGAAGACGGAUCACACAAUGAUGCAGUUAGUGAAGAAAAUGGCUGGAAACAGAAGCUUGUUGAAGAUCCCCAAGGCAAAGAACAAAGUCUGGAAGUAGAAAUUCAGAAGCUGAAGAAAAACACAGAAGAACAAGCAAAGGAAAUAUCUGAUCUGAAGGAACUGCUGGAUAGAGCAAUCAAGGAUAAAGAAGCUACAAGGCUAGAGUUAAGCUCAGAUUUCGCAAAUUUGUCAUCUGAGAAUGAAAAUUUAAAACUAUUGGUCGAUACUGCAGAGAGGGAGACAGGAGAAUCACACAAAACAAUAGCACUGAUGGAGAAUGAGAUCAGGACAUUGUCUGUUGAGAAACAAGUUGUUGAAAAGGAGAGAGAUGGCCUGAAGAUUUCAGUAGUAGAUCUGGAGAACAAGAGGGUAGAUUUGAGCAAUCAGCUGCAAGAUACAAUGGAGAAAUGUACCUUCUUGUCAUCCCAACUCGAGAAGGCCCAGCUAACUGAGAAAGAAGUGCAGACCUUGUUAUCAGAAAUUGAGAUGAUGAAGAAUGAGAAGUUGAUGCUCUCUAGGGAGAAUGAUAACCUGAAAGUUUGUGAGAAGAAUUUAGAUACUGAAUGUUCUCAACUGAAGGCAACUAUCGCGGAAACAAAAGCUGAAAACAACACAUUGACUGAAGAAAAACAUUUACUUGAGAGCAAACUUCAACUUUUAGGGGUGAAUAUAAAUGGUUUGAUCGCAGAGAAAGAGGAACUAAUGAACAAUAUGAACAUAGAACGUGGAGCUGCAGGAGAAGAAAAAGAAAGAUUAGUAUCAGAACAUUCCAAGUGUCUACAUGAGUUGGAUAAGGCACAGUCAAGUCUCAAGGAACUAGAAUCAACAAAUGGUGCUUUGAACGAUGAAAUUGCAGCAAUACAAGAAGAGAAAAUUGCUCUGGCAUCAAAGUUACAGCAGCUAGAAGCUUCUUUUAAGAAUCUUGGUAAUGAGUUGGAACAGGAACUUGAGCGGAUUUCAGUUAUGCAGAAGAAUAAUGAAGACCUGGAGUCAGUGAAUUCCAAUUUACAAAAUGAGCUUGCAACGGUGCAAGGACAAAAGGAUGUAGCUGUUGCUUCUACUGUUGAGCUUGGUAAUAAGUUAGAAGAGCAAAACCAACAAAUUAUAAAUCUUCAGGAAGCCAUUGAAAACCUUGAAGCAGCAAAGAGCAAUAUGUACAACGAGGUUACAGUACUCCAAGAGGAAAAAAAUGCAGCACUCCUACAGGUACAAGAGCUGGAUGCUUGUCUUAAGAAUCUGGAAAGUGAGCUUGAACAGAAACAGAACCAAGUUUUAGCUCUACAGAAAGCUAAUGAAGAAUUACUAGAGAAAAGUUCUAGCUUGGAGAGGCAGUUGGAGGAGGCUAGAAGUACGCUGCAGGAUGAGAUCAUUGCGCUACAAGGAGAGAAGGAAAAAGUGCUCGAUAAUUUGCAGCAGUCAAACACCUCAAUUAAGACCCUUGGAGAGGAGUUAGAAAAGCAGAGAGAACAUAAUUCUAUCCUGCAGCUCGCCAGUGAAGAUCUGCACAAGAGUAUCGCUAACCUGGAGAAGGAACUUGAAGACAACAAGGUUAGUUCUCAUGCUGAAAUUUUAGAACUACAAGAACAGAAGAACAAAGCACUUUCAGACUUGCAGCAGUCUGAGGUUUCAAUCAAGAAUCUUAGAAUGGAGUUAGAGCAAGGAAGAGAGGAAAUUUCAAUCUUGCAUCUAUCUAAUGAAGAUAUGAAGGAUAACAAUGAUAGGUUGAACCAGCAAUUGGAGGAGACAAGGACUAGUCUUCAUGCUGAUAUUGCAGCAUUACGUGCUGAGAAAGACACAGCUCAAAUAGAGUUGCAGCAGUCUCUGGCUUCUGUGAGAAACUUCGAGACUGUGAUAGGAAAGCAAACAGAGAGCCUUUCAAGCCUACAGCAAGCUAAUGAUGACUUGAAGAAGAACAAUCAUACCUUGACCGAGCAGUUUGAAGUAAUCAAGAUUGAGUUGCAGGAGGAGGUUACGAUGGCACAUGAAGAGAAGGAUGCCACACUAACACAACUAGAGAAGUCAGAAGAUUCUAUCAAGAAGCUUGAAAGUGAGAUGGUGCAGCUGAAGGAGGAACUUUCAAUUCAGAUGGAAAACAAUUCCAGCCUGAAUAAGCAGUUGGAGGAAGCAAUAUUGAAAGUGUCAAACUUAAAUGAGGAGCUCAAGACUGUUCAAGCUGAAACUGCCAGUAAAAUUAAUGAAAUGAGCGCUAAUACAAAAGAUCUGGUGAAAACAAUUGAUCUAUUAUCUUCUCAGAAGAUCAAAGUGGAGGAGAAUAUGAAAAUUAUUACUGAAGCAUGCAUGGAAAAAUUAUCGUUUAUGAAAGAUUUCGAAGAUCAAGUAAAGCAAAAGGUUACAGAUCGUGAGAUAGCAAUUGCUUGCCUCCAACAGAGCCUCAGAGGAAUUGUUGGCAGCUGCCAGAGCCUCCAAUAUGCAUAUGGAGAGGUGUCCACAAGGGCGUCGCACCUUGAGGUACUUAGGAGGAAUCACAUUGAGCAGAUAGAUAAACUGGAGGACAAAUACAAAGAAAUUCUAGAGAAACAUCGUCAUUUAGAGGAGGACAAUGUAUAUGCAAAUAAAGAAACCAGAAAACUACAAAAUCAUGUCCAAGAACUUGAAGCUCAGCUCCAGCUAGCCAAGCAGAAGCUUAGAGUUACCGAGGCAGAGAGCAAAAGCAAAGAAGACAGCUAUGUGAUGACAGUGCAAACAUCACAUAGAGAGAUCCAGUGUCUUGAACAGAAAAUACAGAAUUUUUGUGGACAGAACAGCUUGCUGGAACAAACUCUUGUACAAAUGAAAGGAAAUGCCGAGUCCGGAAUCUCCACACUAGUUGAUCACUUGGAUGAGCUAGAAUCACAUUUCAAUAACAGUUUUUCCAAAUUCUCUGCCCGUUCAUUUGCAUGCACUGAAGAGCUCGAGCUCUUAAGGAACAGGUUACAUCACCAUCUUGCUGAACAGAAAGAAUUGGUCAAGGAGAAUGAUGAGCUGUGUACUAAGUUGAGAGAGAAAGAAAAUGUUUUGUCAGAGAUGGUGAGAAGUGCUUCGGAGGCGAAUGAAAAGAUGGCUCAGCUUGAGAAGACAAUUGAUGACAAAGAAGAAGAGUUAUCAGCUAGGGUGCAAGAGAAAAGAGAAGCUAUCAAGCAAUUGAGUGAUGCGAUUAUUUACCACAAGAACAACAGUGAUGAUCUGGUCCGCUACAUUCGCAAUUAUAACCGCCCUCGUCUUCCAUUUUGUUUCUAAUUUUGGUUACCAAAAAGGUAAUGUGUGUAGAUGUAAAGCUUGUGUAUAUUCUAGUAGCUUUGAACUGCCGCAGAGAGGGAACCAUUGCCAGAUUUUUUUUUCUCCUCAUGUAUCAUAUAAAGUUCUCAAAUACUCAUGGAAGCAGUCAAACAGAUUGGCCUUUAUUCUUUGUUGGCAGCUGGAACUGCUGAACAUAUUUGUGUUGUUCUUUGCUCGUGUCA